AUGCAGAUCAUCGCUCUUCUCCCUCUGAUUGCCGUCGCGGCCGCCGGCAGCGUCCCGUACGCCAAGCAGCCCUCGUCGCCUUCCCCUACCUCCAUCUCCAUCGCUCAGGCCAAAACUGAGUGCAGCGGAGGUGAGGGCGCCUGCUGCAACAGCUACGACGAGAUGUCCGCCAAUGGUAUCCUGGGCAAUCUGCUGGGCAAGGGCCUGCUUCCUAACUUGCUGGGCCAGGGUGACUCGCCCUGCGCCAAGUUCAGCUUGAUCGACAAUCUGAACAUCCUUGGCAUCACUGAGGAGGAUGGUGGCGAGCAGUACUGUACCGGUUCUACUGCCUGCUGCACUGGCGAUGAGUGCAAGGAGUUGUAG
This is a messenger RNA of Penicilliopsis zonata CBS 506.65, 363 nucleotides long. RefSeq lists its product as hypothetical. The transcript is spliced from 3 exons. The record is from RefSeq and is a predicted model, not a curated record. Lineage: Eukaryota; Fungi; Ascomycota; Eurotiomycetes; Eurotiales; Aspergillaceae. The coding region runs from base 1 to 363 and encodes 120 amino acids.